Linum tenue is the source of this 231-nucleotide messenger RNA. The record is from the annotation of a GenBank genome assembly. Lineage: Eukaryota; Viridiplantae; Streptophyta; Magnoliopsida; Malpighiales; Linaceae.
AUGCCUUCAAUACACCGAAGGGCACAAGCCCACAGUCGACCCCAAGUGCUGCACCGGUCUCCAAAAUCUAGUAGCAACCACAACCUCCGAAGACGACAAGGUGACAACAUGCUAUUGCUUGGAAGAUGCUUUCUAGAAGUUUCCUGCUAUCCAGGACGGGUAUAUGAAAGCGAUUCCAAACCUAUGCAACAUUACGGUUCCUUUCCCUCUCUCAAAGGAUAUGAAACGUAA